AUGAGUGACCGUGAAAUUGUGGUGGUCACAGGUAAUUCAAAACAAUUUCUUCACCUGUAUUGUAACUUUUGAAAAAAUGUUGUUUUUCUUUCAUUUUUAAGGCUUUGGACCUUUCAGACAGUUUUUGGUGAACCCCAGCUGGACGGCAGCUCAGGUAAUGUUCGACAGUUCUGUGUUUAAUGUCCAUGUGGGGUUUGGACACUGAAAACGGAGUUUAUUCUGUAUUAUAAGGGGUUAAAGGUGGUCGGACUGGGAGAGGGGACGGAUGUUUACAUCAAGGAGGUUCCAGUGAGUUAUGAGAAGAUUCGGCAAAUCAUAGCUGAGACUUGGCAAAAUCUUCGCCCAAAGGUAAAAGAGAGUUGAGAGAGAGUUGUCGAUGUUCUAAAGCAGUGAGGUGCAAUUCGGGUACAUGUCAUGUACAUGGACUGUAUUUAUCAAUUUUAGCAAAUAUUAACUUUAACCAAUGAUUAAUUUUAUAUCAGGGCACAUUUCUCUUUUAUUUAAUACAAAAAGUUUAACAGAUCUCAUCUUUUUCUUUUCUUUUCUUUUUUUUUGGGCAAAAAAAAUUGCAUGUAUUUAUACUGGAAUUUGUUGGUUUUAUGCUGUCCGAUUUUCUCAAUGCCAGGUUUAGCUCUUCAGAUUAACAUUGAAUUAAAUAUUUUUGUCCAAUAUUUUUUGUAAAUAUUUGUUCCAAGUAAUUACUAAAAUAUGAGAAAGUUUAAAAAUCAAUUGCGCUCAUUCUUACACAUUAAAUCAUCCACUUUGUUUGUGUCCGAGAAACUUUAGUCAACUGUUACCCACUGAAACUCCCCCAUAAAUCAGCAAUGGUUUGCUCCCAAGUCACAUUGAACUGGAUUUUAAUUUUUUAUUAAACUGCUCAAAUUAUAUUGAAUUUUAAAAACCCAUAAACAUGUCUAGAUUUGGUUUCAAAGACUGUAACGCUAACAAAAAUGAUAUAUAUUGAUGUAUUUAUUCAGUGGAAAUAAAACAAACGAAAUAAAAAAGAUGCAGACUGAAUCAAAUGUGAGCUCUAUCACCUAUACACUAUAAAAGAAUUUAUAUUAAACACACUCUAAUUCCUUUUUUUAGAUUUGGAAAAAUGUGUUUUCAUUUAGAAAAGGUCUUUAUAUGCGCUGUAUGAUGCUGAUGACUUAAAAAUGCCAUUAUCUGGUCCACUUAUAGUGUUUGAAGCCCUGGUUGAGAUAUUACAGUGAAACUGUUGCAUUUUGAAAGUUAUAUGAGAGAAUAAGUAACUUUAACCCCUCUGUCUUUGUGUCUCAGUUUGCCUUCCAUCUGGGUGUAGUCAGAGGUUGCAGUGCUGUCAUUCUGGAGCAAACAGGAAAGAAUUGUUGCUACAGAGACAAAGACGUGUGCGGCUACUGUCCUGAAAGUCAGUGCUGUGUGGAAGGAGGACCAGAGAAACUUGACUCAAUCAUAAACAUGAGAGCCGUCUCCAAAAAGUUUAGACAAGCAGGGAUGGAUGUUAUUUAUUCAAGAGAUGCUGGCAGGUAGGAUUUUUUCCUUGGUAGUGUUGACAGACACUUUUGAAUAUGAGAUAAUGUUUCUGUUUAUUCUCUCAGGUACCUUUGUGAUUUUGCAUAUUACUGCUCUCUGUAUCAUGGACAGAGGAGAGCAGCUCUCAUCCAUGUACCCCCUGAUGGAAGCUUAAAGUCAGCUGACGGGCUGGUGCUUCUGCUGCAGGGCCUCAUCCAGAGCAUGCUUGACCAGCUCAUGGACCUUUCAGAAACAGCACAAACAGACAAUAAGCAAACUUCUUAG
Molecule: messenger RNA, 1779 nt
Organism: Xyrichtys novacula (pearly razorfish)
Lineage: Eukaryota; Metazoa; Chordata; Actinopteri; Labriformes; Labridae
Source: the annotation of a GenBank genome assembly